UUAUUAAGCGGCUCUUACCAUUUUAAAUGUUAGUUGAGAGACAGAUUUGUCUCUCUCCUCACUCACUGGUUCUCAUUUAUAGGCUGUGACAUAACAGGCUGACUCUGAGAAAUAUUGCAGAGACAUGAGCAGAAGCAAUCUUGCAAGGGGUUAAUGCUGUAAUCUUUUUCUAGCCUGUUUAUAAUCCCAACAGUAGUGCAGUAGCUGAAGAGGGUGGAUCUAAAAAGUACCGGAGGGUGUGUGUGUGUGUGUCUGUGUGUGUGUGUGUGUGUGUACAUAUGUGUGAGUGUCUUUGUGCACACGCUUUGCAUUUCUGAACUGCUGUGUGUGCCCCUGGAAUAAAUCUUGUUCAGCCAGAACAGGACUCUGUGUGCUGGGUGCUCCUGCUGGAGAGUCAGAACAGCUUCCUUGCACAGCUGCCUCUCUGGUAUUUCUUCUGAAGACUUCAUUCAGAAUCGUAUUUGUUUACUGAAAGCAUGGGCAGAUAGUUACAAACCCACCUUCUUCUUCAUCAAAGCUAACCUGUGGAUACUGAAGAAUGGAGAUAGUUGAUGCUAGUAGCUUCCUUGGGAAUGGUACCAACAUUACUGAUUUCCUCUGCGAUAUCAUUUUGGAAAAUGACACUUUUUUCUGUGUGGAUGAUGCACCUUAUCCUUCUAAAGAUUUGCAUCAGAUAAUACGGAUUCUGCUCUAUUGCUUGAUAUUUCUGCUCAGCAUUUUGGGGAAUGUUCUGGUGAUUACGGUGCUGAUAAGAAACAAGCGGAUGAGAACAGUCACCAACACUUUUCUGCUGUCACUAGCAAUCAGCGACCUGAUGCUCUGCCUCUUCUGCAUGCCUUUCACCCUCAUUCCCAACCUGCUAAAAGAUUUUAUUUUUGGAAGUGCUGUUUGCAAAACUGCCACUUAUUUCAUGGGUGUCUCUGUAAGUGUCUCCACAUUCAACCUGGUUGCCAUAUCCUUGGAGAGAUACAGUGCCAUUUGCAAACCGCUGCAGUCCAGGGUCUGGCAGACAAAAUCUCACGCCUUGAGAGUGAUUGCUGGGACCUGGUGUGUCUCCUUUACUAUCAUGUCACCUUACCCAAUCUACAGCAAACUGGUACCUUUCACCAAGUACAACAACACCACGGCAAACAUGUGUCGGCUCCUUUGGCCAAGCGAUGUCAUUCAGCAGUCCUGGUACACUUUCCUGCUACUCACACUCUUUCUUAUUCCUGGGAUUAUAAUGAUGGUUGCGUAUGGUCUAAUUUCUUUGGAACUCUACAGAGGAAUAAAAUUUGAUGCCAGCCAGAGAAAAUCUUCACGAGAGAUAUUUUGCCAACUAUUUAAACAGCACUUUAUAUGUACAGAAAGAAGACUAAGUACCUGCAGCUCCAAAUACGAGGAUGGAGAUGGAUGUUACCUUAACAAAACCAAAAGAAUAAGGAAAAUGCCGUUGCAACAGCUCUCUGCUAUGAGCCACAACAAAAUAGAGAGGGUGAGAAGCAACAGCUCUUCUGCCAACUUAAUGGCCAAGAAACUUGUCAUCCGCAUGCUGAUGGUGAUAGUGGUUUUGUUUUUCAUUUGCUGGACUCCCAUCUUCAGUGUCAACGCCUGGCGAGCCUUCGACACGGCUUCCGCAGACCGGCGUCUCUCGGGGGCUCCCAUCUCCUUCAUCCACUUGCUGUCCUACACCUCUGCCUGCGUGAACCCCAUCAUUUACUGCUUCAUGAACAGGCGCUUCCGCAUGGCCUUCCUGGCCACGUUCACCUGCUGUGCCAAGCAGGAGCCCCCCGCAGUGCGCGGAGAUGCCGCAGAUGAGGAGGAGGGGAAAACCACAAGGGCUUCCCUCUCCAAAUGUUCUUACACACACAUGUCUGCACCUGCACCCCCCUGAGCCGCCCCAGGGGAGGCACUGAGUGGUGAGUUGUCUGGUCUUGGAGAGUGACUGUGGCAUCAGCUGAAUGCAAUUUAGUUCUGAGUCAAUGAAACACUUCAGUUGACAGUAAACACAGCGAGAAUGUUAUGGGAAAUUGAUGCUAUCACUCUCUGAGUGUUACAUCACUUUCCCUUCAAAAGUACAAAGGAGGGAGAGAGCUCUGAAGAUAAAGGACUUUAUGAAAAGCCUUAGA
This is a messenger RNA of Prinia subflava (tawny-flanked prinia), 2108 nucleotides long. RefSeq names its product cholecystokinin A receptor (gene CCKAR). The transcript is spliced from 5 exons. The record is from RefSeq and is a predicted model, not a curated record. Gene Ontology annotation, cellular component: plasma membrane. Lineage: Eukaryota; Metazoa; Chordata; Aves; Passeriformes; Cisticolidae. Gene Ontology annotation, biological process: neuropeptide signaling pathway. The coding region runs from base 539 to 1873 and encodes 444 amino acids. Gene Ontology annotation, molecular function: cholecystokinin receptor activity; neuropeptide receptor activity.